Metarhizium brunneum ARSEF 3297 is the source of this 483-nucleotide messenger RNA. RefSeq lists its product as uncharacterized. The record is from RefSeq and is a predicted model, not a curated record. NCBI's taxonomy places the organism in Eukaryota, Fungi, Ascomycota, Sordariomycetes, Hypocreales, Clavicipitaceae.
AUGUCGCCCCGGGACGUAGUAGCAGCAUCGGACUCCGUUCCGCUCUCCUACCGCCUCCUGCUCACCGUGGUCGAGCCGCUGUUUGCCGUCAGCGGCGCGAUGCUGGUGCUCCUCGCGCCCGAGAGGUACCUGUCGACGGUGACGCGCCACGGGGGCACGUUUGCCGCCGGGUCGACCUUCCUGUAUACUUUGCUUGGGGGCGCCUGGCUGUACUUUGCGUUUGUCGAGGCCGUCGUGAUGCGCGCCUGCGACGACGUGCGGCUCUGGCGGCUCUUGUGCGCCGGCAUGCUGGUCAGCGAUGUCGCCUUUUGCCACGCGGCCGCGCAGGCCGUCGGCGGCUGGACGAGCUGGGCUGACCUGUCGGCCUGGAUGCUGGACGAUCAUUUGGUGUUUUGGGCCACCGUGCCCUUCUUGGUCGUUCGUGUCUUGGUUGUUCUUGGCAUCGGCGUCGGACCGCGGGGCAAGGGUCCAAAGUCGGAGUAG